This is a messenger RNA of Prorocentrum cordatum, 1042 nucleotides long. The record is from the annotation of a GenBank genome assembly. Lineage: Eukaryota; Dinophyceae; Prorocentrales; Prorocentraceae.
GGCGUCGCGGUCACCCAGUCGAAGCGCACGGAGAUGGUCGGCCGCAUCCACGAGAUCUACAGAGCCUCGCACCGCGAGCACGAGGAGGCGAAGCAGUGGUUCAACGGCGGUGGCUGCAGCGAGAAGGCGAUGCAAUUGCUCCUGGACGACGUCCAGGCGGAGCCCGUCGCAGUGGUGGACCAGCCGGCGGCGCAUGCGCACGGCCCGGGCGGAGGCGGCGGAGAGACGGUGGCGAUGAAUGGCGCUGAGCAGCAGCAGCAGCAGGAGGCGGAUAAGGUCAAGGCCCUCUUGAGAGUGCUCCAGCGGUCAAAGGCGGCGGACGAGAUCGACAAGUUCGGACUGGGCCACUUCUCGAGGAAGGAGUUGACGUGCCGCGUGCAGAUCGAGCUCGACACCAUGGCGAGGUCUGCCUACCUCAGCGCGAGCGGCGACGACGAGCUGAUGGGCGACCCCGACAAGCUCGAGCUCAAGGAGGUCAGCACCGCGGCCAAGAAGCAGAAGGUGACCCUGAUGCGCACGGAACCGUUGUGCGACUCGAGCGUGGUGUUGGAGUUCUGGGGCAAGGUAGUCAGCACGUCGGUGGCAAAUCUGAUCAGACACUCGGACGUGCUGCCGCUGGUGUGCGAGAACGGCCCGAAGUUGUGGAUCGACGGGUCGAACGUGCAGAUCCCCAAGUGCGUGGACUACUGCGCAGCGUGGUCCAUGAAGACGGCGACGCAGCAGCCAGCUGCGACGGAGAUGGUGGCGCCGAAGAAAAAGGCCAAGAAGGACGAGAAGACCGUCACGCACGAGUUCGGCAGCGUGGAGCUCCCAGUGCAGGUGACCGCGGUGAGCGGCCCCAAGACGUUCAAGUACAAGGUGCCCGUGCUGAAGGGCGUGGGCUCGGAGCCAGCGCUGAGCCACGUCGGCGAGUGCUGCAAGCCCGAGUUCACGGACUGGGGCGACGAGGAUAGCGACGCCGAGGACGGCGGCAAGCAGGACAUCGGAUGGAAAGCCAUUGAUGCAGACCCGACGGUCUGUGCUGAGUCGGCCAACGUCCGAG